ACCAAAACGUAUUUACCAUGGUUACAAGGGGAGCAUGCGCAGUUGCCUUAACAUCGUGUUUGGCGACCAAGGAGUUUCGCAUUAAACUUAAACAGAAUUCCCAGUUCGCAGGUGAGUUCUUCGCUAAAUUAGCGAAGAGGCACGUGUCACUUAUUUCGAAUCACAAAGAUGCAACCAUCUCACCUCCCCAUUCUCCUGCCACGAUGACCUGUCUCAGAGCUUACUUGCGAAAACCCUGUCCGGACUCCACAGGGACAUCCUCCUUCCUCCUCAGUACUCAUGGUCAGCUGAAGCUGUCAGUUUUACAGGAGAAUCAAGUGCUUGUUGUUAGUGUUCUGGAGGCAAGGAGCAUUUUGGGGGAGAGCCAGGGUUCAUGUGACUCUUAUGUGAAGGUUGGCAUGUUUCCAGACAGCGAUCCUAGCGGCAGACAGAAGACUCAGAUGGUUCCCAACUGCAAGAACCCCAUCUUCUUACAGACCUUCCACUUCGUUGUCAGUGAGUCGGACCUUCAUAAGAGACUGCUCGUAACGAUGUGGAACUCUGACUCUACAACAAGGAUGAGCGCGCUGCUGGGUUGCAUGAGCUUUGGUGUGCGCUCCCUUAUGGACGAAGGCAAGGAGGUUCGGGGAUGGUACUACCUGCUUGGGGAGGAGGUGGGGAGGAUGAAACAUCUGAAAGUACCCCAACAAAUCAACCGCACUACUGACGCUGUGCUGUCAAACCAUGGUGCUGCCCUCGAGACCAAUUGCCCGGAGAAUAUGCAAUGCUUAACAGUGACUAUCCUUCGAGGAAAGGAUGGAUUUGGCUUCACCAUCUGCUCCGAUUCCCCUGUGAGGGUGCAGGCAGUUGAUCCAGGGGGUCCAGCGGAUCAGGCCGGCCUGCAGCAGCUGGACACGCUCCUGCAGCUGAACGGUCAGCCGGUGGAGCAGUGGAAGUGUGUGGACUUGGCCCAUGCCAUCAGAAAUAGUCCCAGCGUAAUUACGGUGGUGGUGUGGCGCACCGGCCCCUCAGCCAAGCCUAAUUUCGAGGGCCUCAUCCAUCGGCCCACUUACAAGCCCUCCGCCUCUAACUACGAUGCCCCCUCGCCACCGACGCGCAGGCGAGCCGCCGAUAUCGGCACGAGCAAAAGCCCGCCGGCCGUCCCGCCUCUGCCGGCGCACCACCGGGCCACCGCCACCCGCAGGUUGCUGGUCAAUGGCUCCGAGGCCGCCAGUAGCGGUGUAGGCAUGGGGACCCUGGCGUGGGGGGCUCAGGGAGGGUCGGCCGAGGAGCUGGACGGGAAGCCGCGGCACCUGCACCACCCUCACACUGCCACGCUCAAGGGGACCAGGGUGAAGGCGUCCAACGGCGACAACUACAUCAUCCUUGCACCCAUCAACCCUGGAAGCCAGAUCUUGACGCCUGUUUACCAGGACAACCAGGGAACAUUAGCCGCCAGGUUGUACCCCACACGCCAGGCUCCUGUUCCACAGCCCCAGGCUGGUGGAGGCGGUGGGGGUGUGUUUUCUGGAGGCGUGAGUGGCAGCGGCGCUGCUGGCGGAGGAUUCUCCAGUCGCACUGGCUUCUUGCGACGGUCCAACAACUCCAAGACGGCGAAGACGUCGUCCACCUCCACCGGCGCCGGUGGGCCCGUCUAUCCGCAGCAGAACGCCAACUUCGCCAAUUACCAGAACUGUACCAUUGUCCGCUCACACACUCCUCAUGCUAAUUAUGGAUAUGUCAAGGUGGCGCCCAAGAUCCUCAUCUUCCCUAUUUUUGUUCAGCCUCUGGACCUGUGCAGCCGAGCUCUCAUCAUAUCUGAAGAGAUGAUACUACACGAGAGCAAGCACCACUCUCUCAAGGUGACGGUGUUUGUCUACAGCGACCUGAUGCUGGUUACUAGAGAAGACGAGCCAGGCAGGUGCAACGUGCUUCAGAGUCCCUUGUUCCUACGACAUCUGCGGCUCCAGGACGAUUUUGCUGAAGAGCUGAGGUUCUACCUCAUUCACAUGACCGAGAAGUGUGACUGCCUGCUCAGCCUGGAAGCCUAUUCAGCGGACCAGAAGCGUCGCGUGUGUCAGUGCCUGAAGGACAACAUUGACAAGCAGCUCCAGCUUCACAGGAGGGAGCCUGUCGUUCCGCAUUUUGACCAGAUGUUGGAGCCUAAGGUGGAUGCCCCCUCGUGUGAACUGGGCGGAGUGGGAGGAGGUGUGUGUCUCCAUCUGCCCCCCCGCAGCUCAGAGGGCGAGGACAGCAGUCUGUAUCCCUCGAGCCCCUCGGAGCCCCCAACGCUGGGCAGUCCUCACCCGUCGGAGCCCCUCACCCCCCUGGAUGAGGUCUACAUGCCCCUCGGGGGUUUGAUGGGAUCUGUGGACCGGCAUAAGGUGCCUCCCACACCGCCCCCGUCCACAGAAGGUGAGGAUUGCAAGAGCAUGGAGGGGAACGAGAUGGAGCUCUGGAGAGAGAUGAAGGACGUCGAGAACAGGGGGGAAGAAGAAGAGGAGGAUGGCUCCAGCAGGAAGAGUGCGGGGAGUGAAAGGGACGAAGGAGAGGAGGAAGGUGAGAAGAAAGAGGAGGCGCUGAUCAACCUGAACCUGAUGGUGUCAAACACAGACGAGGACUACGCCUCAGAGCCCCCGGACCCCAACGCUCCUCCAUCCUCCUCCUCGUCCUCCUUCGUCAUCCCCGAGCUGCGCCUCGACCGCUCCUUCAGCGCCGACGCCCUCUCCUCCCCCAACACCGACGACGAAGAGUACGACGAGGACGAGGAGUCGGAGGAGGACGAGGACGAGGACGACAGCGACGACGCCUACCUGCAGCGCAGCGACAGCAAGCGCCGCAGCAUGGUGGAGGGCGCCACCUGCGAGAAGCACGGCGGGGGCGGGCUCAGCGUGCAGAACUCCCUCCGCCGGCGCACGCACAGCGAGGGCAGCCUCCUGCAGGACCCCCGCACGCCGUGCUUCACCUCCGACAACGCCAUCAACUGCCUGGAGGUGGGCGGGGCGCACCACAAGGGCGGCUGGACGCUGCCGUCGCCCAAGACCCUGAAGAAGGAGCUGACCAAGAACGGCGGCUCCAUGCAUCAGCUGUGCAUGCUGUUCUCCGGGCGGAAGCUGAGCUCCGGAUCCCCCUGUAGCUGCGAGGUCGGCCCUGACGGGACCAAGAAGAAGAAAUCCAAGAACCUGGCCAAAGACAUGAAGAACCGCCUGGCUUUCCUGCGGAGGAGGAACGAAUCUCCAGGAAGCAACCCGGCCAGCAAGCUAGACAAAUCCAUGAAGUCAGUCAAACCCUGCCCGGAGGAAGCGCUCAAAUGGGGGGACUCGCUGGACAAACUGCUGACACACAAAUAUGGCCUGGCGGCGUUCAGAGCUUUCCUGCGGACGGAGUUCAGCGAGGAGAACCUGGAGUUCUGGCUGGCGUGCGAGGAGUACAGGAAGAUAAAGUCGCAGUCCAAGAUGGCGUCCAAAGCCAAGAAGAUCUUCGCCGAGUACAUCGCCAUCCAGUCGUGUAAAGAGGUGAACCUGGACUCCUACACCAGAGACCACACUAAGGACAACCUGCAGAAUGUGACGCGCUCCUGCUUUGACCUGGCGCAGCGGCGGAUAUACGGGCUGAUGGAGAAAGACUCAUAUCCCCGCUUCCUGCGCUCAGAACUCUACUUGGACUUAAUCAACCAAAAAAAGCCCAGCUCCACUUCGACCUCCUCCUCUUCGUAAGAGGCCAGAAGCUGAGACGAGGAGAAGAGAAAGAUGACGAAAGAAAAAAAAAACAAAAACAUGGGCAGACUUGAAACAUGUACAGUGGGUGUGUGGGAGUUAUUUUGGUUUGCCUUUUUUUUAUUUCAAUCUCUGUUUGUCAUCCAGUCCACUAUGAUGUUUUAUUGUUAUGGUGUGAGAGGACCGGCGAAGCUACGGCAAUGCAGAGGAAUGUAGUUUACCAGGAUGGAUGGAAGAAUGGAUGGGCUGACGAGUGCGUGAAUGGUUCUUGCUAAAUGACACAAGCCCGCAAGCGAGGGCUGAAACAGAAGCUGGACACUUGUCUCAUCACUGUUGCUUUGUUGUUUCAGUCUCUUGUGUAUCCAGUUUUACUGGUGAAACGGAGGGGUCGCCUCAAAAAAAAAAACAAACCCUGCAGACGUGAAGACAGUCCGGUACUGUUUUGUCACCCUCCUCCUUUUAUUUUGAAAGUCCCACUUUAAACCCUUCCUCUGUGAAGCCUCGUCAGAGCUGUCGGUACGACACAAAGUCCUUCUCGCGGUGUUUUCACCAGGUUCCAAACACAGCGGCGAAGGGGGAAAGAAGACGCGGCGAUGUCUGAACGAAAACUGGUGUUGACGCUGUGUUUCACAUGCAUCUCUGUUAACCUCCGAGCUUCUAUAGAUGACGCUCAUCUCACUCGAUUCACCCGGAGACUGCGAAACGUGCUGAACCUUUGACAAAGUCGGAGACGGCGACGGGGCGAAGAGCGCGCGUGCGACUGGAGACCGGGUCGAAGGUCACGCUGCAGAAAACGACGACUCGCUCCCCGUCUCCAAAGACUGUUUACAACCAGAAGCGAAGAAAAACACACAAAAAACAAGGUGUCCAUGCAGACAUUUCCUUUAACGUUGUAGCUUAUUCUGGACUAAUGGAGGAACAUUCUCAGGACAUUGCUGUGACAGGUCUCGCUCGGUUUAACUCCUCAACUCGUUCUGUUUUUCUACACGCUCACUGUUUUUCUAUGCUUUAGGGAUCUGGCGCUCCCUAGUUCCACUGAGCAAUACACAAGACGUUGCUUGUUCCGUAGUCGGAGUUGGAAAAAAAACAAAAAAAAACGCUUCAAGUUGUACAAAGGUUUGCCUAUUUAUUUAGAUUAACUCUAACUCUCACGUCCUCCAAAGCACUCAGCUAAAAGCUCUCACUUUCCUCUUAACCACCAAACAGGUCCUGAACUUUAAGUGCAAUAUAUUUUUAUUUUAUUAUUAUUGUUUUUGGUUCAUUCAUUUAUUUGAAUAACUUUAAAUUUUUAUGGGAACGACAAACAGCUUGAGCUCUGUAUUAACUUUAUUUGUUAAGAGACAAAAACAAACUUAGAGCUAUAAGGUUGACUUACGUACAUUUUCAAGAACCAUGCGUAGUUUAUUGAAUUUUAAGCAAGUGAUUCUAACUGUGUGUUGAUCUCCGGCAGCAGGCAGCUGGAGGUGUCAUGGUUGUAAAUAUAAUUCUUUAAGAAAACUAUGUGAUAACACAUUAAAAAAAACAAAAAACUAAUAGGUGUGCGCUGGUGGAGAACGUGGGACCCAGCUGUACCUAUGUAAAUAUGAGAGGCUCACAACUAUAACAUCACGUGUAUUGUUAAGUAGGUGAGCUACUGUAGAGCAGGCCCGGUCCGCCCCCCCCCCAUGGCCAUACACUGCUUAUAAGGAGCUCUCUGAAAUGCAUUUCAUCAUUCUCACUGUUUACAAGUCAAAAUGCAUCUCCUAAGAUAGCAAGUGGAAACAGUAGAGUACAUUUGGUGUCACUGCUAAUGAUAAAUAAACCAACCAACUGAUGAAGUAAGA
Molecule: messenger RNA, 5518 nt
Organism: Betta splendens (Siamese fighting fish)
Lineage: Eukaryota; Metazoa; Chordata; Actinopteri; Anabantiformes; Osphronemidae
Gene: rgs3a
Product: regulator of G protein signaling 3a
Exons: 24
Coding region: 18-3695 (1225 amino acids)
Biological process (GO): signal transduction
Cellular component (GO): nucleus; plasma membrane
Molecular function (GO): protein binding
Source: RefSeq, a predicted model, not a curated record